Molecule: messenger RNA, 3524 nt
Organism: Wasmannia auropunctata (little fire ant)
Lineage: Eukaryota; Metazoa; Arthropoda; Insecta; Hymenoptera; Formicidae
Exons: 5
Coding region: 1-1353 (450 amino acids)
Source: RefSeq, a predicted model, not a curated record
AUGGACCGCCUCGGAGAUUCGGAAAUGUCGAGACCCACGACCCUGAAUGGGAGACGGAUGAGGACCUUGCCCCAGCUGGAUCGCAGGACAAUGCAUCCUGGAAGACGAAUGUUAACGCUGGCGAUAACGCGGUUUAAUGCAGGAAUGGAUGGUUUCUCGGGGUCUCCUGUUGUGACGACCCUGGGACCGGCGAAACCGCAACGACUGGUGUCCGGACACGCGUCCUCGACGGAGGCGUCGUCGGAGGCGGCGCGCGAGCAUCAGAUGAUCGAGGUCCAGGAGCUGGAGCUGCAGGAGCAGGAGAUGCGGGCACUACUGUCGCCCUCCAGCCCAACCAGCAGAUGUCACUUGGGCAACCUGGCCGGCACGCCGCCGCAUCGGCUCUGCUUCGAGACGAGCUUCACGUCGUUGCGUAGCCCGUCGACGGACUUACCGCUGCAGGCCGGACGUGAGCUCAGCGUGGACUCCCGCGGUAUCCCGUGGGAGUACGUCAGCCUCGCCAGCGAGCUGCUCAACACGCCCAGGCCGGAAGACGGCAAACCACUGAGUCGUUGGGACGAUCCAACCCGUACGGCACCCUUGGCCACGCCGGAGACGCUGUCGGAGGCGUCGACGAGCAGCCCGCCGUCGCCGGUGGUGCCGGUACCCAGGCCGAUGCGACGCACCCCCAAGAUCCCGGGAAACUUGUCGACGGCGGCGGACGACCUGAAGAACAAUCUGCACUACGCGAUGCUCUCGGCGAAGAACUACUUCCUGAGGACGGGGGAGCAUGCGGGGGGCAGCAACAACGGCAGCAGCAGCGGCAAUAGCGAGGCGAGUUACGAGAGCGCCAGGAGUCUGGCCGCCGCCGGUCUUCCGCCGCCGAUCCCGAGACGACGGGACUCCGUCACCGUUAGGAGAGAACAACGAACGUGCACAGCAGCGUGUUGCAGGGACGACCUGUCGGAAAACUCAUCAACUCACACGUCCUCGCACUCCUCGAGAGUCUCCCAUACUUCGCAUCGCGUUCAGGUGGAGUUUAACGAGGAGGAGAACGACACUAACGGUUCCAGCUUGGAUUUCUACGAAGCGAAGGGCUCCUCCGGUCAGCGCGACAGUAGCAACGACGUGUUCCUCAGCGUGCGCAGUUCACCAGAGUGCAAAGGGCUCAUGGCACCAGCCACGGAUCUGGGCGCCGAGUGGAAGAAGGGAAUUGACGCCGCGGGCGUGGGCGGUGACGCCUCGCUGCCGCUUCUCCGAGGCCUCUCGCCCACACCGACCUCCGGCCAGCACAAUUCGCCAUUUUUCAAUGCUAAGCGGAAAAAGUACGUGUAUCCCAUCACGUUGGUGGGACGAGGCGAGAGCAGUGUCUAAGCCGCGUGGAUAAAUACCGGAGAGACAUAAUCAACGACCGUGCGAAGAGGCAUUCUUCACUCACAAGUCGAAGGAGCCAAUCGUAUAAUAAAGAAAAUCAAGUAAUGUGAUGCCGCCCUUGUGCGGCUCGCACUUGUGACACUUGAUUGCCUUUAACUUCGAUUAGAAGGAAUAUUUAUAUCGACGAAGGGAACUUUUAACUCAGCGAAUUGAAAUAAAAAAAAAAAAAAAAAAACCAAUCGAGGACCAUCGAGGCACGGUAAUAUAAUAGUCAGAAGUAGGUGUUUGAAAAUACAUGUGCCAAAUUCUUCCUCUCCGACUUCACAACUUUCUCUUCCUCCUUAAUCUACGAAUUUCUCAGGUAAUUCAACGCCGAACGCGUGAGAGGGAUUAGGGCGUUUCUUUAAAAUGCUUCUACGUCUUUCGCGCAUCUGGAUUGUCCAUCCCCGAUUUGAACACAGAUACCCUCUUCAAUCAUCGUUCCACUCUCUUGAUACGAAUGUUUCUAUCUUCGACUAGUAACGAGUAAUGUAUUACAAUUUUGUAAUCUUACUGCAAUAGUCACGAUUAUAAAGAAUACUUUUUUUUUUUUCAAGCAGGUAAUACUUAGAAGUAUCAAUGACAGGAGGGUACUCUCUCUUUCUCUCUUUCUCUCUCUUGUGCAUGUUCCUGAGGACAAUUUUGAAUAAUCGAGUGAUUAUUUUAACGAUAUAUUUAUUUACUGAUCGGUGAAACUAAACACAAGAUUAUGCAAUAUGAAAUUAUCCGUCUUUUUGGGGAAUUUUCAAUUCCACAUCGGAAAAUCUGCUCUCGUCUGAUGACAGAAAAAAAAUGCAUUUUUGCAACUAUAAAUUUCCAGGGUGGAUACUACCGGGAAAAACCGGGAAAACCUGGAAUUCUCAAGGAAUUUCAUUUUUAUCCUUGAAAAUCAUGGAUUCUCGUAGAAUUUUACUCAGGGAAAUUUUUUGAAUUUUAGUUUUAAAUUUAAUUUUAUCCCUUUAGAAAGUAAACGUGGCCACACAUCGAAGACCCCUGAUAUUGAAAGUUAAUUUAUUUUAAAAUUGAUAUAUAAAGACUCUUAAAUUUAAAAAACGAUAAUCUGGAAAUAAUAAAUCAGGCUUUAAGAGUCUAAAUAACGCAGAACUUGGUGCGUGAGACAAUUUAAUCUUCACAUAUGCGGUUACAUCAUACAAAAUCUUUCGUUACGUUCGAAAAAUUUUGUAUGGAGAUUAGUAAUUAUUGUACACAUGGGAAGAUUAAAUUGUUUCACGCAUCACGUUCGAUACGUUACUGGAACUCUUAGUGCCUAAUUUAUUUUAAAUUAUUUAUUUUAAAUUCUGUAUUGAGAAAUUCUCUAAUCUCACCUGAAAUUUUGAAUAAAAUUCCUGGAGAAUCCGGGAAUUCUUUUGCAAAAUCUGAGUACCCACCCUGAUCUCUCAGUCGAGAUCAAAAUGCAUAUUAUACUGCAGCACAUCGCAGUGUCGGCCUAUAUUUUGUACAAAUAUUGUUUAUUAAAAGAGAUCGCUGAUUUAUAUAUAUUUCUAAAUGUGUGAUUUGUCAAAUAAAAAUCGAAUCUUGCGUAGAUACGUUCCGUUCGAUUUUUUUGAUAUAAUUUGUGUACUGUUCUUAGAACGUGCUUUGACAUACGAAUACAAAACUACCGAUCACAUUUUUAUUACACUCUAAGCGAGUUUGCUCGAGUUUGAUGAUAAUACUUAACUGCGAAUAAUAAAGAGGUAUUUCACGAUUAUGUAGCGAAGAAAAUGCGACAAGUGUCUGGACCUCUCUCGAGAGAAUAUCUCUAAGAAUCGAAGUUUUUGAUGUUGCUGUACUUAUGUAAAAACAAACAAACAAAAAAAAACAGCACCGGGUGGCAUUUAAAUUCUAGUCAAUAUAACAUAUGCUUAGAAAAAUGUAACAUUUAUUGUAAUAUUUAUAGUAGCUUUAGGGAAAAACUCUCGCAGAAUAUACAAAUUUACAUAAUAGAAUUAUUUAUAAGAAAAAAAACAAACAAACGACGAGGAAAAAAAUGCUACGUCUGUAUAUAGUGUAUAUGCGAUUGAGAAUUAUAUCUGCAUAUUGAGUGAUUAUGUAGAAUACUCCGAAAGUUAUUCUCGAUGUAACGCGGACUCAAUAUUGCAUACCGAGUGAUAAUAAAUUACUAUAGUGAA